UCUUACUUUCAUCAACAUGUCCUCAACGCAAAACGUGUUUUCUUUUAUAUAAAACUAUUAUUUACAAGCAGAAUAAUGGACGCUUACGAUGUAUUUAAGAAACUUACAAAAGGAGCAAUAUUUAGGAAGAAUAAAAAUCCGAAGCAAACUUUAAAACCAGCAGUUUCUGAAGAUAAUAAUAUUUCUGUGAAAACUAGUAAAGUAUCUAAAUUUUUAAAUAAUGGAGAAACAAGCCAGAUAACCUUAUUAAGUGGUAUGAGCCAUGAACCCAAAACUGGCAAAAAACGAAAACUAUUAGACGAGAAUGAAAUACAGAAGAAAAAAAGACUUCUUGAACAAGAAGAGAUCAAUCAUUACAGAAAUAUAAAUAAUAUAUCGGUAGUUGGUAGGCAUGUACCGAACCCUGCAAGAGCAUUUAGAGAUUUCAAUAUUGAUGAAGAUAUCAAACAAAAUCUUAUUAAAUGCGGUUAUACUGAACCCACACCAAUUCAAAAACAAGCUGUUCCAAUUAUGCUACAAGGCAGGCAAAUGCUGGCAUGUGCCCCUACGGGUUCAGGAAAAACAGCAGCCUUUUUAGUCCCGAUUAUUCAGGAACUGAAAGGACCACAGAAACAAGGCUUCAGAGCUCUGAUCUUGUGUCCCACUCGAGAAUUAGCUAAUCAGUCUCAGAGGGAGUGUAUGAAACUCUCGGAAGGUCGGGGGUUUAGAAUUCAUACUAUAAGUAAAAUAAAGAAGGCUUUGACACAGUAUGGGCCUAAAAGUAGUAAGAAAUAUGAUAUUCUAAUAACAACUCCUAAUAGAUUAUGUUACUUGCUUAAACAAGAUCCCCCGGCUAUUCAGCUGUCGAACGUGGAGUGGUUGAUUAUUGAUGAAGCUGACAAGCUGUUUGAAGAUGGUACUAGAAGUUUUCGAGAUCAGAUGAAGGAAAUUCUUGUUGCUUGUGAUAAUAGUAAUAAAAAGAUAGCUAUGUUUAGCGCUACGUAUACCCCGAUUGUGGCAAAAUGGUGUGUGCACAAUAUGAAAGGAUUGGUCAGGGUGACAGUGGGACAAAAAAAUGCUGCCGCUGACACGAUUGACCAAGAACUGCUUUUCGUUGGUACAGAACAAGGAAAGUUGUUAGCUUUCCGAGAUUUGGUACGACUAGGCCUGAGUCCUCCAGUUUUGGUCUUUGUCCAAAGCAAAGAGCGUGCUCAACAGCUCUUCAACGAACUAAUUUAUGAUGGGAUCAACGUAGAUGCCAUACAUGCUGAUCGAACACAGACACAGAGGGACAACACAGUAAGGAGUUUCCGGGAAGGCCGCAUCUGGGUAUUGAUCUGUACCGAACUGAUGGCCCGAGGUGUUGACUUUAAAGGUGUUAAUUUGGUAAUAAAUUAUGAUUUUCCACCCACGGCUAUCUCGUACGUACACAGGAUAGGAAGGGCAGGGAGAGCAGGGCGUAAGGGCAAGGCCAUUACGUUUUUUACCACAGAGGAUACAGUAAAUUUAAGGAGUAUUGCUCAUAUUUUGAAGGAAUCUGGAUGCGAUGUUCCAGAAUACAUGUUGAAAUUGAAGAAGAACCGAAAGUCUGAAGUAAAAAAGAUGGCGAAAUCAGCACCAAAAAGAGAUGAGAUUAUAACCAUACCUCUGUAUGACAGAAUAAAAGGAGGCAAAAAGAAGAAGUUUAUGGAGAUCUCUAAAAGGAUGAAAUCAAAGAAUACAAAAGACUCCACUGAUGUGAAGAAGAAACAAGGAAAGAAAGUGUCAGAUCAGAAGAAGAAAAUAAAUUUUAAGACUAAAGAAACUAAGAAGAAAACUAUUAAAGUUAAAAAGAAGUUGUCCAAUAAACAAUAAAUUAAUAAAGUUUAU
Sitophilus oryzae (rice weevil) is the source of this 1848-nucleotide messenger RNA. It is a transcript of the gene ais, whose product is annotated as probable ATP-dependent RNA helicase DDX52. Bases 76 to 1833 code for a protein of 585 amino acids. The record is from RefSeq and is a predicted model, not a curated record. The transcript is spliced from 10 exons. Gene Ontology annotation, molecular function: ATP binding; RNA helicase activity; nucleic acid binding. Lineage: Eukaryota; Metazoa; Arthropoda; Insecta; Coleoptera; Curculionidae. Gene Ontology annotation, biological process: maturation of SSU-rRNA.